Molecule: messenger RNA, 824 nt
Organism: Centruroides sculpturatus (bark scorpion)
Lineage: Eukaryota; Metazoa; Arthropoda; Arachnida; Scorpiones; Buthidae
Product: metal-response element-binding transcription factor 2-like
Exons: 8
Coding region: 273-824 (183 amino acids)
Biological process (GO): chromatin organization; regulation of DNA-templated transcription
Cellular component (GO): nucleus
Molecular function (GO): chromatin binding; DNA binding
Source: RefSeq, a predicted model, not a curated record
CAGCGCCACUCGAUGGUAUACGAAGGAACUAAAGAAGAUGGCUGGGACAUCGGAGGUAGUCAGCCGAAUCGUUUUAAUCGUUGGAAGUUAAGCCUCGCAUUAGUAGCAUUCAAACUGGACGCCAAAUAAGACGAAUGCUGAUUGGUUGAGAGGAGUUUGGCGCAAAAUUUCGACUUGUUCUCGUAACGGUUGUGGAAGUCGGUAGUCAUAGAGGAGACUCUGUAGGAUUUUCACCUUCCCACCCGGAUUUAGGCGUUAUUACAUCGUACCGGAUGGAAAAGUGUGCAAUGUCAGUUAUCAGCCUGCAUGAUAGUAGCACCAGUAUACACGCUUUGUUUGGAUGCGGUAACGAGGAGUGGAGAACUACCACGGGUAUUCGGCCACGCGCACAUAGUAGACACGAGUUUAAAGAGUGUUGCGAAGUGCUGGCUCGUUGGAGUGAUGGUCUGUCGUAUCUCGGUAUUGUUGUUGAGGUGGAUAAUGAAAAUCAAAGGUGCCUUGUGAAUUUUGAAGAUAAUUCUUUACAUUGGAUUUUAUAUAAAGAUUUACAAACUGGUACUAUGCAGACAGAUGAAAUAACAUGUGCAAUUUGUGAUGGAGAGAAAUCAGAAGCUCCAAAUGAAAUAGUGAUAUGUGAUAGAUGUAACAGAGGUUAUCAUCAACUUUGCCAUCGUCCAAGUAUUCCAGAUAAUGUAUUAAAACCAGAAGUACAAUGGCAUUGUAGGCAGUGCAUAUUUGCAAGUACUGCAAAGAAAGGAGGAGCAAGAAAGAGAGGUCCAGAUGGUAAAUAUUGUUCAUUUUUGUUUCUAUUCUUAAAUUGUUGA